Molecule: messenger RNA, 531 nt
Organism: Scaptodrosophila lebanonensis
Lineage: Eukaryota; Metazoa; Arthropoda; Insecta; Diptera; Drosophilidae
Exons: 7
Coding region: 1-531 (176 amino acids)
Source: RefSeq, a predicted model, not a curated record
AUGAAAUCAUUACUCUGUUUGUUGUGCCUGGCAUUGUCUCUGCAGCUGCAGGUGGAAGCCAAGAGUGUUGACAUCGCUGCGAUUGCAUCGGGUCUGGCUCAGGCAGUGGCCAGCACAGCCGUCAAUGUGACCGAUGGAGUCGCCCAGGAAGCGAAUAAAGUGGCAGCUGAAGCAACAAGUGCUGAGCAGCAACAGUCCCAGAGCACGGGCAUCUCGAGCUCCGCCACUCAAACGCAAACGAAGACCGUGGCCAAUAACAUUGAUAGCCAGGCCAGCAAUAUUGGUCAGUCAGUGGCUCAGGAAGCUGAGAAGAUUGCCAAUCAAUUAAAUUCCACCUCCACAGCUAGCGUGGUCUCCAAAGUUGCCCCAGUCGUCACUGCCGAUGGUGCCACAAUAAUUGCCGAGGAGGGCAAUGAAGGCGCCAAAAUCUUGGGCGGCGCCGCCGCCAUUUCGGCUCCAUAUGUGAAGCAAGUGGACCAGGCUCUGGGCACUGGAGCCAGCGCUCUCGGCAACUUGCUAGGCAGCCUCUAA